CACUCAUAAACAGCAGGCACACAGAGAGCGAGUCAGAAAGACACAGGAUCUCAGGGCAGCAGCAGUUCAAACAGCCUGGCAGACAGAAAACAGAGUUUCAUUGAGAGAAGAUGUUUUAUUAAAGGGAAGAAGAAGAAGAAGAAGAAGUCACACAGACACACUCCAACACACACAUACUUUAAUAAAGACACAGAGCAGGCAGAAAGUCAGUCAGUCAGUCAGUCAGGAGCAGGCUGAAUCCAAAAUAUACCAACAUUAGCUAGAAAAGUCUAAUAAGGACACACUCUUAGCACACUGUCUUUCCACUUCUCACACACUCAUACACACACACAUCAAUUCGGUGCUGAGUGUGAGCGACCAGUGUGAGGAGGAGCAGGGCUCAUCAAUCCCAACAAGUGGAGCAUCAGGGAGGAAGGAGCAAGCAAGUGGAUGGAUGCCUUUUGCAGACUCAGCGGCCUGGACCCUCUGUGGGUGAGUUCAUGAUGUGUGUUCACUGACCCUGAUACAUGCAGCGGAUGUGUUUACGUUCAUGUGUGUGUGACUUUCCCCUGAGGACAGUUAAUGCGAAACCAUGUUCGGUCAUAAAGAUGUACGAUUUGGGGAUGUUAUGUUGAGUCAGCUGAGUUUCUGCUGAGUGUUAGCGCCGCAGUGUUGUGUUAUUUCAAAGACUGAAAAAUUACAGUUCAGUGUAAAUCUGCGUUAGCCACAUUAGCAUGCUUCUCUUUUGUCAACAACCCAUCAGCAUCAGGCAGAUUUUUGCUCUUUAUUAAUAAAUAAUAGGAAGAGAGCGAUAGGGUUGUGGUCGGUGGAGGGAAAUGUUAUUUAGCAGCACUUAGAAGCAGAGGAAGAAAAUCCCCAAUGGUACACAUUGACCUUCUCAGUUUGCAGCCCCUUGGUAUGUGAGUGCUUUAGAAAUCUAACCUAAAUCAAGUCUGAAUGCGAGACUUUACCUCUGGAGCGUGUCAAGAGUUGCAUUUACCGUCACUCCGCCGUGUGAUUCAGCACGGUGAGAUGCUGAGAAGUAGAGGUGUGUCAAACUGAAUGAACUGCUGCUGCUUAGUUGCUGCUGGACAGACUUUAUUGUCUUGUUUAGUAGCAAACCUCCACAUUCUGAAUCUCCACUCGAAAGUAGGAGAAUGGCCUCAAUCCAAGUGGAAUUCCAAAAUUAUUGAAUGCUCACUCUCAGCUUGCCAGUUUCCCCCUAAACUCUCUCUUUCCCUCUCUGUUUCUGUUUCUCAUUAUGCCUUUUUUUCCCCCUCCAUGACCUCAAAACAACAGCCGUAAAACUGUGUCAAGAAAGUGAAAGUGAACUACAUCUCGUGGGCUUUUGCUCUCUUUGCGAUCGAGUUCAGAAAUCAAAUAUAAUGUUUUGAGUUACAUGACAUUGAUCACUAAACAAAGAGGAUGUUUCAACACAUGUUUUUGUCUUGUUUUUGGCUGCAAAGAACAUUCGGUUAUUAAGUGUGGCAAUCAACCUUUCACAUGCUUUCGGAGCAGCGUCAUUGCUCUCUCAUUGGUCACAGCCUUGGGGUAGCAGUGGGAAUUUGUUUGGCACCAAUACAGAGCUGCACAUGCACAAUCCAGCUCAGAGGAAGAAGUUUGAUCCAGAUUUACAAUGCUGUUAAAGUGUAGAGAGAGUGGACACGUGCUUAUUCAGCUUCUUACUUUUUGUAUUAAGUCGUCCUGUAAUUUCAGGGGACAGACGAUGUCUAGCUGGAGCUGUUAGGAAAGUAAUCGAAAACCACCACAAUUACAGUGUUUGUUGUGUGAGGAACAGGGAUUGCAGUUUGUUUCAUCAGAUAUGUUAUGACCAUAUCAAGAGGUUGAAGUAAAAAGCAACAUUUAAGGUUUAAGUUUGUCCCACCUUCACAUGACGGUGUAUGAAGAGUCACCUCGCAGCCGCCAAGCUGCCCUCAUCUCCUUAACUUCGACUGGGCUGUGGGGCUGUAAUCAACCAAGGGAAUUCUUGGUCGACUAAAACCCUGAAAUUUUCAACCAAAAAUCAACUAAUCGGGGGGAUUAGGGUUAGGGUUGGGGUUAGGGUUCUGACUCUGACUCUGACGGCAAACCCAUCUGCAGCGGUGGAUGACGCGGCUCAUUGAAGUCAAAAUAUCCAAAUAUCAGCACAAGAAGGCAAUUAAACACAAAACACAAGUUGAAACGCUCAAAACAAAAAUAAAUAUUCAUCAAACCACCGGACAUCGAUUAAUGUUGACGCUCUUCAAUCUUCCUGUCUCCAGCCGGUCUUGAUUGGGCGAAUCCAAAAUGGUGAAAACACGGGGGGUGUUCUGACACCGGUUGUUACCUGUGAAAUGGGGAUGCUCUGAAAACACCCCCAUUAGCACUUGGUACGUUCCUCCUCAUGAAAUUAACCACAGACUGUAAAUUGAAAAAAAUUGAGUCGACCAAUCAGAAUUUUGGUCGACUCAGCACGUUUGGACCAAUAAGUCGACUAGGACUUUAGAGUCCUAAUGGGGAGAAGGCACAAUGAAGUGUUUGUCAAGAGUUUGACAAGAUGGAUAUCUAACAAAUGUGCCUGCCACUGACCGCAGGAGUCAGAAGGAUCCGUGAAAGCAGCCUCCCACUCACUGCCUCUUCAGAGUUAUCACAAAUGUGGAUUUUGAUACAAGAGUCCUCACAGAGACCAGUGAACCGUAGGUGCAAAACUUGAGUAUUUAUUAUGUAACCAGAACCACUUAGUGAAGCAAAAUUUGAGGGGACUCUAAAGUGAGACGUGCAGAGAUUUUUGCGAGCUUUGAUUGAAUGAAUCACCUUCAGUCAUGAUGUGAUUCAGACUUUUGUGGUUUCAGAGGCAACAAACUGCAGCGAGUGAUGGGAAACGUGAAUCAGUUCUGUAAAGGUUGAGACAUGCUCGUCUCCCUGCAACAUAUCUGUCCAUGAGGGCCUCCUGACCCGACCUGGUUUACCGACAGGGCCUUGUGUGUGUGUGGGGGGGGUGCUUUUUACAUAAUGAUCCUGCAGCUGUCACCAAUUGUGGCCUCUUUCCCCUAUACCAGCCUCGAGUCCAGCAGCACGACCAGACUGCCCCAACCAUGCUGGAAACCACUUCCUGUGGUGACUCCGCAGGGCAGCCUCGUUAGCACAGCCAGACACCCUGCCCCUCAUUAGGCCGGGGAGGUGAUAAACAAGGGACACAAGACAACAACAAGCCACUGAGUUUCCGGAGAGGGGCUUUUUUUAUUCACCUCUCCUGCUCCUGCGGCUAUUACAUAAUCACAAACUUUGGCAGCAUUUGCCAAACACACCUCGUCUGCGAGCUUUACAGGCUUCAUUAUUGCUGUAAUCCCUGACCUCACUUUUUAAUAUGUUUACAGCCUAUAUUGUCCUGCUUAAAUUAACUUACAAACUGGAGACAUGGUUAAAAAAUUCUCCCAAAUUGUCUCAGCUCUGUUGCAAAAGCGAACCUCUUCCAGCUCACAGCUUCACGGCACUGGGCACAGACUCAGUUUCUGUUGACCUGCUGCGGUUUCUCUCCACACCGCCUUGAUGGAUGAAACACAGGGCCCAAGUCUGGAUCCUCCGGACUUGGCUUUCGCCUGCUCUGUCUCUCAGAUGAUGAAUAUAAUCUCACAGUUUCACCUCACCUUCUGAGUCUUAAGCACAUUGUCUCCGUCUGAACUUUUGACCUUCUCUUUGUUGCAGGACUGGAACCGUACGUGGUACACAGCCAACCCAGACCUGACCCAGUGUUUCCAGAACACAGUGCUGGUGUGGGUCCCCUGUAUCUACCUGUGGUUGCUGGCCCCUUUCUAUUGUCUUCACCUCUACUGCCAUGACCGCGGACGCAUUCAUAUGUCCUGCCUCUGCACCGCCAAAAUGGUGAGACAUCACUUAGGCUGUGGACGGGCUUCAGUCCAUUGUUCAGAUGUUGUUUUUCAGAGUGACACAUGGGCCAAAUGUCUGAUAUUUUCUUCCCAACAUCAAUUUUUCUAUAAGGACAAACGUGACUGUACAUCCAGAGAGUUUCUUUAAUCUGUUUUCUCUCCGGUCUUGCUCAGGUGUUGGGUUUCCUGUUGGCCUCUUUUGGCUUCGUGGAGUUCUUCUACAUCCUGCUGGAGAGGAGCCAGGAGAUCCAGCAGCACAUGGUCUUCCUUCUCAGCCCCAUUAUUCGCAGUAUGACUGUGGUAAAUAGAGUGACAUUUUCCUUAAAUUUUUGACACAUUUACAUUUGUCUAAACCGUGAUUGACGACUAAAUCAGGAUGCAGUGAUUUCAAAAAUAAUUUGGGAGUUUUAGAAGUAAAAGCGUCUUCUUCUUAACCUCAUGACACUUACAUAACUUUACCAAGGCUGGAUGAGCAGCUUCCUGAUUAAUCAUUAAAUGAAGAUCUAAUAUUAGCAAGGAUGAUGACUCAGGUUCAUUUGUGGAGUUUGUCACUGGAGAGAAAAGUUGUAAAAAUAUCCAAACUGGCGGAAACCAGACUUUAUAUUAAGUGUUGCACAUAUUAGCUGUGAAGACAGUCAAAAGGUUUAAAUUAUAGACUGUAUAUAGAAUGGACGCCGUCUGCCUCUUCGCUGGGUGAAGCCACCGCGAGAACAGCACCCUCUAGUGAUGGGCUGCAGUAUAGGUCAUAAAUCCUGCCUUCUCCAGCAAUCCCUAUGGAGCUGUGGACAAACUUAAGAAAUUUAUUAAACAGAAUAUAAAAUUUUCUCCCCCCUGGUUGCGAUGUUGACAUGUAGUCUUUGUAAUGGGGCGGUCGCACGAAGCGCAAGUAAAUAUCAUCUACUCGCUUGGAUGAAUAGAAUCUAUUCGCUUUAUUCUACAAUAAUCUCUGCCAAUUCAACCAGCAGGAUCAAGUGAAAACAAAGGUGUUUUUACAAUUUACCAGGUAAUCCAACCUCCUCACUCACUUGCAUAAAGGAUAGACAAACGCUAAAUUAGCUAAACAGUUGGAAAAAAUGGUUUAAACCACAAUAUAUUGUAUCGCAAUACUCACUGUAUUGCAAAAUCUUAAAAAUCGCAAUAAUAUCGUAUCGUGGGGCCACUAGUGAUUCCCACUCCUACUGUCCUUAUUGUUGAUUCAGCUCUUUGCAUUAGACGAUAAUUCACCAGAUAAAAAUCCCUCUGUCAUGAAGAGGAGUAGAAGCAGGUAUUAAAGCCAUAACCUCUGUGUUCACUAAGGUAAUUAAUCACAUAAGAGAAAAAGGACAUUUACUCUUUGUUUCCAUGAUAUCAGGCUUCUUUAAACAUCCAGAUAAAAUGCUAUUAAGAAAAUACUGCAGACUGAGGCACCUCCUCAAGAGCCUAGAUCCACUUUUCAUAUACAGUUUGACGCUGAUUUGUGGCUAAAAUAACACGUCUGACGUCUUUCCUGCGUUGCUCUAGGUAACAGAAGAGUUUUGGGAAUAUUUCAGCCUGUGUCCUGCUGGCUCACAUGCCAAAGGCACAGAAAUGAAAGAAUAUAUAUCCUCUUCACAGUAUGUUGGCCAGACACCGAGGUGCUAAGAUGCACAACAGGGACUAGAUUUACAGUGCUGCAGGCAGUGCAAAUAUUACAGUACCCUGCAAACACAGCCUGUAUUUGACCAUCACUCAUCACAGCGCAGAGGACAUAUGUCAUGACAUCAGUUACUAUUUGAUGUGGAAUGAGCGCGGCGGUAUAUACGUGGAAAGUUGAAAUACAUGAAAAAUGUGCAUGUGAGAGAGCACAUGUAUGUAAAGCUCAUGCUAAGAACAACGGCGACAUUUUGUCACGUUUGGCUUCAAACCGUGUUUUAACACGUGGUGUGAAUUGUUGGAAGUCACUUUUUAGCACAUGUAUAAAUAUUAAAUGUUGCACCUAAGUGUUAAAUAUUAAAUCUAAAUAUUGAAUCUAAAUCUAAAUGUUAAAUCUAGAUGUUUUGGGUGAAACUAGAUAUUUAGCUAAUAUGCAAAUUCGAAAUGCCGGUAACCGGAAGUUCCAAAUUAAAAGCAGGAGGAGGUAAGAGUGUGUUUAGAGUGUGAAAUGACAUUUUAUCUGAAGAAAUUGACUAUUGGACAUAGAUUUUACAUUUAACAUUUAAAUUUAACUUUUUAGUAUGUUUCUAAGUUCACAAAUAUUGUUGUAAAUGUGCUAAAAAGUGACUUCCUGAAGCUACAUGUGACAAAAUGUUUAUAUUAUUUUUAGCAUGAGCAGCUUUACAAACGACACCCCACACAUGUCAUUAUGAGGGGAUAAAAUCAAAUGAAAUGAAGUAAGGGAGUUUAGAUUUCUAACAUAAAUACUAUGUUUUCACCAAAUCUCUGCAGUGAGUAACUCCUAAACUAAUAAUCAUUGCUCGUCCACUCCUGCAAGAAGUCGUCGCUUAACUAAACAUUUAUUUAAAAACAAACAGGCUUUUCGGUGUUGAUGGUAAUCCUGAGUAAUCCUCCACUUUAUACAAGGUCAUCUAAAGGUCUUCCAACUUUUUGGUUCAUCUUUAAAAAGCACCAAACCACCAAAUACAAAGGUGAUGAUUCACAAUUGUAGCCUCAGUCAAACCUAAUUACAUAGAAAAGGUUCGGUCUUUAUAUAUAGGCUACAGGUGUGCUGCGGGACUCAAAGUUGUGUCACAAUUUUUUCAUCUUAAGCGCCAUUGUUCUAACCAAAACUGUAUUUAAGGUGUGAUGUGAUAAGUUGCAAUGCCUCUGCACUAAGGAGGGAAAGAAAAAAGAGAGAAACUUUUAUCAAUAAGAAAUAAAAAAGCAGAUCUGCAUGUGUCAAAAUUUUCAAACAUGUAGAAGUUCAGAUCAUUUCUUUUUCUCAAACUAUAGAGUGAAACUUUGUGACUUGGAUGGCAUUUGGGAUGGGCUGCAGAACAUCUCAAAAAAAAAAAAAAAAACACGUCUGGUUUGUAAUCAGAGAAAUGUUUUAACGUGACUAGUUUUGAUGAAAGGCCCUGAGUGUUUCUCGGAACAUUGAUCCCACUCAUUUUCCUCAGAUUUUAAAUGAUACUUAACGUUGUCAGAACAAACAGAAAAGGGGUGCAGCUCACAGCAUGGGUGGCGAGGCAGGAUCCAAAUGCUGUUUAUCCUCAGCAGAAGAAAGAAUUACAACAGAGAAGAAAGAGGCUGGCUUAGGUGUUGAACCCCAGCCGGCCUCUAAAGCUGACCGACUUCAGCUUUACUCACAAAGCUUCCUCUUUCUGCAGCUCCUGCACAGUCUCACUCUCUCCGGGUCAGACAGCUUUACCUACCUGUGGUCUUUUCAGACUCCUGAGUAAAUAGCAGCACGCGUUUGGGUAAAAAUGCACUGAGACGUCUCUUGUGUUUAGGAUACAUUGAAAAAAAAAAGUCAUUUAUUUUAAGGGUACCAUUUAUCGCUCCAGGAGGGCAGACAACAAACAGCCACUAAAUCAUAUUAAGAGAUGUCACCAAUCUUUCAAUCUCUUCUCCAGACCUAUCUUAAACAAAGGUUGUAAUUUCCGUGAUGUCGAUUGUAGCCACCCACCACUAGGCCGGGAACACUGAGCUCUUGUUGCUCUGACCGACUUGUUUUGUUGCCCUUCAACUCAAGUUAAUGUAUGGGAACCAUUUCACCCCGAGUCAGCCAGCCCAGGAACAAAUCGUGGUCACUAUUGAUGAAAAGUGCAUGCAAGAUGCUGACUAUAAUCAGCAAUACCAUGACGUAAAGUUCUAUUCCCACCUCACCGCUGCACACUUCCCAUGUAAUUAUAAGGUCGGGCUUUGAUUUGGGGCUUAGUGAUAGACUUAGUUCCACCCACUGACUUGUACAAACAGAUGGGCUGAUGGUUUGCUGCAAUAUGGCAAGUCAGAGCGGAAGGCCAGGAAUAGGCCGGUUCUAACCCUUAUAUCCUGACCCAAGGUCAGCUUUACGUUCAAGAUUUGGUUUGGGGCUGAUGCAGCCUCAGCCUCAUCAGUCCAGGACUUCAAGUCCUGUACCAGGAGAGGACACAAAGUCCUAGCGGUGGGCUUAGUACGACUCACAUAUUGUGGAUCUAAUGAUGCAUGAGACAUGCUACCCAAAGAUUUGAGGCUUUUUAUUUAGUUGGGGACAACGGUGCAGCACUAAUAUUCAACACUUUUGUGAUUUCUUCAGGAAAUCAGUAUUUUGGAAAUAAGCACCUGUAGAGAAAGUUCAGCAAACGUUACAAAUCUCUUCAAACUCAUUAAACAAAGAGCUCACACCUUUGAUUUUCUUCUUUAUUUCACUUUUACUGGUUUUGUGGAUGCGUUUUUCUAACUCUCUCAACAAUACACUCCGACGAGCAUGUCGCCACUUGAGCACAAGCUAGUUUCCUAUCCCAGACAAAGAUUUUUGGACUGAAUUUGGACAAAGUUUCUAAAACGUUAAACUGCAGUUUGUGUUGGAAACAAGCAGAGUCAAGUAUUCAUUAUUUUUGUUGUAUUUUGUUUGUUGUACAUUCCAAAGACACUCAAUCAGGUGGACAGGAGUCUCUAAAAUCCUCACUGGCAUCAUUUUAAGUGCUGGUCUGUCUGCAAUCAUCCUUCAAUAUACAGACAAGUAUAAAUAUAAGAUAAAUGAACAACAGACUGAAUAAUCAGGCUGUCACCAAAGAAAAUACACGUGUUGCCUGGAUGUUGUUUACCUAAAUUCCCCCUCCUGACCACCUUACAGAGAUGAGUACAUCUUUCUCUCUCGGUGGAAUAAAUCAGUGUCAGUCGAUCUAGAGAAGCUUAUGUAAUUAGGAAACCACUCUAGUUUAUAAGAGGACAGCACUGUGGUUCAUCCCUGAGUAACCAAUGCGGUUGUCAAUAUGAAACCCAAAGCUGCUUUCUACAGACUUGAUGAUGAGCUGGCAUCACAAAUUGGCAUCUCAUUUGGCCAAUUACUCGGACAGGGACCUGUCAAGGUGGUUCAGCAACGCACACAUGACUCCUCUGUGGACAGACGGCCUUUUUUUAAAUCACUGAAAGAGUCUGUUUUUGUUUGCUUUGGUUCGGUUUUCAAAGUAAACUCCAUAACAUGGUGAAGUAACAUGAUCAGGUCAUGCCUCAUGCACAGCGUGUGUUACUUUUCCGUGGGCCCAAAUCAGCCGGAUCACAUCUGGCCAGGCUGCGGCCAGGGAAAUCCCAAACCCAAAGUUCUUUUUUGAAACCAGCAUCAGCCGCAAUAAAUCAGAGCGAGACUCUGAUUAAAGCCUCUGAGCUCCGCUGUCAACAACAGAAACGUCAACAGCUAAUAUUUGUGGGUGCAGCCUUGUGUUUUUGGAUAGUAGUGGGAUGAGCUAAAUGGAAACUUGGAAUUAAACACUUUUUUUCAUACCUUUAAAAAACGCAUUUAAAAAAAUCUCUGAGAUUUGAGAUAAGGAAGUUCCUCAACUGCCUGAACCACAUUUUUAAAGUCUGAUUGUCCCUCUCUGCAUCUUUCUAUAGAUCCUGGCAUUGUGCAUCAUCCAGUUAGAGAGAGUGAGAGGAUGUCGGUCAUCUGUAUUCCUCUUCCUGUUCUGGGUUUUGGCGGUCGUCUGCUCCCUGGUGCCGCUCAGAGCAAAGAUCCAGCUGGCCAUGGACGAGGUAUGUUUCUAGCUUUUUUAAUCAUACACAACAUCAACAGUAUGACUUAAUAAAGUAUCUUGAAAGUUUUACCACUCGGUAUUUGAGGCAUGUGCACUUUACAGUGAAAGUGAAGGUGUUAGUCCAGUCUGAACUCAGUGAACCUGCGGUGUCAAAACAUCGUGCAGAGAUAUCUAAUCAGGUCCACUCUUACCCAUCGUCUAGACACCCGACUCCAGCGGCACAGCUUGAGCUCUACCCUGUGUCAGCAGAGAGUUUCUAUUUCAUCCUCUUAUUUUAACCAAGGUAACCUAAAGUUAACCAAGUGUUGGAGGAUAAUACUGCCAAUUCUGGUCAAGCAUGUGUGUGUUUAAGUUUUCCUUUUCUUCCUGUGUAUCCUGUCAGACACUGCAAUCAUUGUUGCACGGGGUAAGUUUCUAUUUAGGCGCUCACUGCCGUGGGGCUGUCGCAUUUGCAUUUCUAUAAAAAACGCACAAACAGACACACACAUCCAUAUUUCUGUUUUAUCGUCGUCAGUGUGACAUUCCCACACUGCUUGGGGGAAAGUAAUGAUGGCCCUGGGAUAAGUGCUGGUGAGACAUGGCAGCCCAGGGUCAGACCAGAGGAACGUCAGCGCUGUGUUUAUGGGCCUACACUGCUGUAAACACAGCCAGAUGGAAAUCUAUGCAUCCGCACAUAAUACCAUUAAGAGUACAGACACAGAGUUUUGGUUUCAUACUGUACUAUAAAAGAUUGCCCUUUCCAAAUAUUCACCACAAUCCUGUAGAAACACAUUUGGACUACCGCAGUGUUAUGCCUGGAUUUUGUACAUUUGCUUCUCUCAAAACUUUAAUAACAUCGAGUGGCUUUGGUAUGGUCACAUAAGUGGAAAGUAAUAUGUAGUGUGUAAGGCCAACUGAAAUUAAAUGGUCUGACCUGGAUUUUAAUUAGCAAACGGUAAACUGGUGAAUGGACUGCGUUAAUGCGGCGCCGUCUCUGGUCCUCUGACCACUCAAAGCACUUUUACGAUAUACGGUACGUCACACGAAAACAUUCAGUCGUUUAUGUCCUGGGCUCUGAGGAAAGGUUAUGAAUCCAAAAACCUUUUACGUAACUAGGGCUGGGCGAUAUGGCCUCAAAUCAAUAUCAGGAUAUAUUGAGCAGUUCACCUCGAUAACGAUAAAUGGACGAUAACUACUCCACAAGCUGCUCACCCCCUCCCACAUUAACUUUGUCUACUUCAGCCGCCACAACUUUUGAACCGUUCUCCAUCUCCUCACCUGUCUUUCCCUCUAUAUUAUGACAUAGGCCAGCGUCUUAAAGGGACAUGAGACCAUCGCCUAGGUACACACAUCCAAAAACAAUUUUUAUUUAUUUAUUUUUUUGACACCAAAUAUGCCAAAAUGGGCAAAAUGACAUUGGUUAUCGUCAUAGAUUUCGGUAUCUGUAAAUUUUUGGUUUAUUGCCCAGCCCUAGGUAGUAUUAAGUAAUUUUGAUCCUCUAACAUCCAUAACUCUAUCUGUAGGUGGCAGCCCCAAUAGAAACCGGCCUGGAUCUUUAUAUAUCUUGUUUUUGAAUCUUGCUGUCACCUCCUUAGAUACACAUGACCAGAACUUUGAUAUUCUUGGACAGCUUCAAAAGCAGUGUAUAUGUGUUCCACUUGUUAACUUAUUUAUUUUUUUUGACACCGAAUAUAUCAAUACGGGCAAAAUGACGUUGGUUAUUGUCGCAAAUUUCGGUAUUGGGAAAUUUUCAGUUUAUCGCCCAGCCCUAUACAUAACCUAUGAUGCAUUGUGCUAAAAAAAGAAAAAAAUCAGGUACAUGGUGAAAUAUUCCUUUGUCUUUCUACGUGAGGUUUUGUGGCGUACGUUUUGUAACUGUCUAGCCGAACAAGACCGGUCAUCAUCAUUCGUGUUUGUUUUUGUUGCAGUCGUUCUUCUACUUGUGCAAAAAUUAAACAACCAACUGGACUGCCAAUCAGAUGUGCAAAAAAAAAAAAUCAAAUUGGUCGUUUUUAUCAACCAUCAGUUGUUAAAAAUGAACAUAUCUGUUUUUCUGACGGUUGUUUUUGUACGAGUUUAUGUAACACUGUUAGAAAAAACAGAUUUCUUGUGUUAGGAGUAACAGUAGAAACAUGGAAGUAUCGUUUUUUUCUCUGUGUAUAUCUUUGACGGACACUUUUUUUUUUUUUAACAUUAAGCGUUUAUUUGACACGGACAUGUUAAAAGUUGAAGUUGACAGGGUUCAUGUUUGCAGACCCUUGACCACUCUUAGUUGCUUGACCUACAUUUUUCCCACCCACUCUCCGACCAUCCUGACCCAGUUUUUCCCCGUGUGGCCGGAUCCAUUUGGCCCCUUCAUAUCUCUUUUUCUGGGCAUUGCUCCACACUUUUCAUAGAAAGUCAUUUGACUGUUUACCGUGGCUCUGACUUUUAUUCAUACCCACACCACGCUGAACAACACACUGGCUGUGGCAGUGGCACUGGCCCACUGGUAAACAAUGUGCCUGCCAAAACCCACAGUUUCUGUACGUCAAGAAUAACAUGUGAGUCUUAGAUUUCACAAAACUCCCUGAGUGGUUAAUAUUGCAGCUGCUGCCUUGAUUGAAUGAAAGUUUGCUGGUUUGUAAAACCACAAUCUCUCUAUUUACAGAUACAGGCUCUUAGCGUGACUGAGAGGCCGUUUUUAUUAUUGCUUCAUUUAUAUGAAGCACACCAUUAAAGACUUUGGGUUUUACCCUGAUUUAGCUUGGAGGUCCAAAAUACACUUUAUGUGUCUGUGAUCCUUGUGUGUAAACUGUAUCCGCCGCUAUACAGUGUGUAAGCAUGGGAAAAACCGUAUAAUGACUUCAGUGUUUUUGUGAAACUGCGUACAAAGCCAAAGAUAAACAGUGCUGUUUCCCACAGGAUGUAGAGGGUUUGUUAAUUAAUGUUAAAAGAGAUGAUGAAACAAAACCUGUUUUGAUCUUUUGUACGUCCUUAUCUUGACGUAAGAACAUUAGUUUCCUACAACUGUUGGCUUUAAAAGUCUUUAACUUUAAGAUUGUGAUCAUUUUAACCCCUUUCAUUGUUUUGUUGUUGUUGUUGUUUCCAUAGGGCAUUGCCUCCGACAUCGUACGAUACCUCGCCUUCUUCUCCUACUUCACAAUCCAGCUGGCCCAGCUCUUCCUGUGUUGUUUUGCUGACCAGCCUCCAGAGGGGAAAACCGUCUUGGAAAAGGUAGGCAGAGGAGAAUGUAUCCCACUUCCGCUGAAAAACCCGGUCCGACCCAGCACCCAGAAAAAAAAAAAAAGGUUGUCUCGCGGUUUUCAACUUUUGUUGUGAAGACACUUUUCCCUUUUGGAGGAAAUGAUGUGAUUCACUAUCCAGCUUCCUCUCCCACUCUCACCUCAUUGCUUUUUUUCCGAACUAUGAGGCUCGUGUGAAUGAGUGUUUGCGCGUUUAGCGUAGUCCUCCUGCAUACCUUCAACCGGACUCACUCACUCACAUCAGCCUCAGAUAACAUCACGACUGCAGCUCUGAGUCCGCCACCAAACAACAGCAGCAGAAUUACAUAACACAGACUCCACUAUCCCAUCAAUCACGAGCUUGACGUCUCAGAAUAACAAGAUGAUUCAGGGCGACUGGCAGGUGAAUGAAAAUAAGGCUCUCGUCUUGUCUGUGAUGUAACAUCGCUCAGAGACAAACAGUCAAAACAGGUGGAAAAGUCCCGGACAAAUUCAGGACCCGUGGUGAAAAGGUUGAGGGUAUAGAAGCCGCAGUCUGGCAGGGCGGACACACCCAUUGGUCGCUUCCCCUUCUUCCUCCACCUCCUCCUUCCCUCCGACCCACGCUCUGGUUAGAGUUACUCACAGGAAAAGGGGAGGUGAAGGGAUGAAGAGUAAUGAAGAGCACAAACACCCUGGUGAGGGGGUGGCAGGGCGGAGAGAUGCCAUAAAGUAUGCGCGUGAUGACAAACUUUCUUUCUGUGUGUGUGUGUGUGUAUCCACUUGUCGUAUGGUUUAUGAUGACACAUCUCCCCUCCGUCUGCGCUCGACCUCAAAACGUCAUAAUUCUCGCUGCGCUCACACUGAACUCUAUUUAUUCUGUCCUGUGGGAGUUCAUGGCCUCUGCUCUCUACAAUGGACCACCAGACUGCGCAGCACUGUUUGUGUUCUCAAACACACUCCUCACAAGCGCACUAUUCAACCAUCAACCGACCGCCUCUGAAGCUGUGUAUGACUCAAAAGCCUCUAAACCGUGAGAUUGACUGCAAAAACAAGCCUGAGUCUGGUCUCUAAUCUGUUGCAGAAUCCCUGUCCCGUCAAGGAUGCCUCUUUCCUGUCGAAGAUCCUCUUCUGGUGGUUCACCGGGUAAGUUGGUUCUUUAAAACCCUGUCAUUUUUAGGCUCCUGCUGACUCACUGUAGCAACAGUUUGCACUUGUUUACAAUAAUGUGUGUGUGUGUUUUGUUGACGAUUUGCGAGGGAGUAAUCUCUGCGGCUCCCUCUUCAGGCUUGUUGUGAAAGGAUAUCGCACCCCGCUGGCGGCUGAGGACCUUUGGACCCUGAGGGAGGAAGACACGUCAAAUAAGAUCAUCUCUGAGCUGGAAGAGGAUUGGACGGCUGAAUGUGCCAAAAUUCAAAAGUGAGAACUCUUGAAAUCUGAAGUCCUGUGGUGUAGUUUGUUCUCUCAUGCAUUAAACACAUAAAACAGGUAUGCUGGACUUAUUAAAAAGGAGUUAUGAUGGGAAAUACCAAAUCCCUUUGUAAUCUUUUCCACCGUAGUUAAGUUUUUCAUUAUACCCUCAAAAUAUGAACACCAUGACAGCUUUUAAAGUAAUUUAAAGGGUUUUGGCAGGAAAGUAAUGUAUCCUCUGGAGCCUGUGAAUGUCCGUAAAAACCUGUGUCAAUAUAUUCAGGAUGUGUCGACUUCUUAAGAUGAGUAAACAGACUUUAUUGGUCACAAAAUCUGUCUGUCUAUUGAGCCUAAAGAUAAUAUAGUUUAUGUAGGGUAGGGCUGGGCAAUAUGGCCUCAAAUCAACAUCACGAUAUAUUGAUCAGUUCACCUCGAUAACGAUAAAUGGACCAUAACUACUCCACAAGCUGCUCACUCCCUCCCACAUUAACUUUGUCUACUUCAGCCGCUACAACUUUUGAACCGUCCUCCAUCUCCUCACUGGGUGGGGUGGAGUCACGUCUCCGAAAAAGGAAAUGUCGUAAAGGGACAUGAGACCAUAGCCUACCUACAAACAUCCAAAACCAACUUUUAGUAUUUUUUUGACACCGAAUAUACCGACAUGGGCAAAAUGACGUCGGUUAUUGUCGUAAAUUUCAGUAUUGGUAAAUUUUCGGUUUAUCGCCCAGCCCUAAUGUAGGGGUUUAUGUCCAGGGUAUUUUUCACCUCUAUUUGUUGGUACAGUUGUCACUAGUAAAACCACACCAGUCUGUUUUAGUUACGCACCCUGUAACUGCUCGGCUGGCGCGGCCCAUCACCAGUCUUCAAAGACAAAUCCCACGUGCAGGAUAUAAACAUUUGUCUUCAGUUUUCCCUCUGGCACAUGUGGCUUCUUACUUACUUACUUUCUUGCCUGUGAUCUUCUCUUCUCUGUCAGAGCUCAGCAGCCAAAAAUCUUCCUUUUUAUUGCACGCAUUGUGCUGGUUCAAUUAAUGACUCAAACAGACCAUGACAUAACCAUGAUUGCGGUGAAUCGAAUAGCUCUGAAGGAGUCCCUUGAGGACAUUUAGUUCCAUAAUGUCAAGACGAGUGCCGUAUGUGUCAUCUCAAAGCUUGUUAACAAGAUCCAGCUCUUUGAAGAUCACUCGUUCAGUCCAAUAAAAUUGUCAGCUAAUAAUGUCUUUCACUGCUGCUGGCGAAUUCUUGAGUCCAUCGGUGACGAUACGAAAAACAACAUCUUUUUUUCUCUGUGCCGUCUGUUUUAUAUUAAAGUCUCUCCAUGUUGAGGCCCCUCUGACACAGAUGUCUUGUCUGUAACUAAGCUCUCUCUCUCUCUCUCUCUCUCUGGCAGGCAGGAGAAGGCCUUGGCGUCAGGUGUGGCAUUAGGGAGUAGACUGCCAGACCAGGCUCAGCUGCUUAGGAAGCUGCAGAAGGAGCAGAGCUCGGGCUUCUUCCUGCUCAGGACGCUUGCGCGCAAGUUUGGCCCGUACUUUCUGACCGGCACCCUGUGUAUCAUAUUCCACGAUGCCUUCAUGUUCGCCAUACCCCAGGUGCUCAGGUAAGACCUUAAGAAGAAGUGCACAAUCUGCUCUGUAGGGCUGUAAUCAAGCAAAGAAAGUCUUGGUCGACUAAAACCCUGAAAUUUGACCGCAAACCCUUCUGCGGCGGGGGAUGACGCGGCUUGGUGGGGUGAAAAUAAACUGAUAUCAGCACAGGAAGGCAAUUAAAUACAAAAGGCUAAAAUAUAAAUAUUCAAAAAACCAUCAGACGUUGGUUAACGUAGACGCUCUUGUCUUCAGCCGGUCUCCAAUAGGUUGGGCGAAUCCAAAAUAGUAAAAACAAGGGGGGUGUUCUGAGACAGGUUGUUACCUGUGAAACAAGGGUGCUCUGAAAACACCUCCAUAAGCACUUGGUACAUUCCUCCUGACAAAAUUAACCAUAGACUGUAAAUUGAGCACGUAUCAACCAGUAAGUAGACCAGUCAACUAAGACUUUACAGCCCUACUGCUCUGAGUGACGCUGUGCAGAAGUAGCAGCUGGACUAUAACCCUGAAGCUGCAGGGGUUUAUGGUUUGGGGUUAUGACAGCCCCCCAAAAAACAAACACUUUCCAUAAAUAUUCUCGUCUAUUGUUUGUCUUAUCCUGCGUGAGGAUAGAAACAGGCAGCAGAACCUUGUUUUGAACGAAUCUGCUCAUGAAUAGAUGACUGAUGCAAGAUUUUGUGUUAUUUGGAAAGGGAUGUUGUUGUUUUUCAAAUCGAACUUUCUUAGUUCUCAGACACCCACAAACCAAAUGCCACUGAGUGCGCAAAUUAAGGAAAAGAUACACCAGAUAUAUCACAACCUCAAAGCUCAGACCUGAAUUACCUUGAUGGACUUCACCCCAGCUAAAUUAGACCCGGGUUUUAUUGUGUAUUUUAGGGGAUGAGCUGUCCAGAUCAGUCUAGAGGUUCACUUUGAUGAAAAAGAAACUUCUCGGUUAUCACCUCAGAUAUCACUUUCCUCGUCUAUUCCGGUGAUUUGUGACACAGACAGCCAAAUAACACUAGAAUCUGGCAUCCGUGAAAAACAGGUCAUGGCUGACCCCGCCACCAGCCGCGCCAUCCCACUCGCCAGACUGGAAUGUUGUUGUGAUGCACAGCACCGAAUCAUUGGAAGUGUUAAUUACGGUCAUGAAGCUGUGAGCAAGAAAAAGUAGACGAGACCACAGCCCUCUGAGCUCCAGUAAGAAGGACCGGCAGAGAGGGAGAGGAGGCUCUAAAUGGCAGAAAUGUUGUCGCACCACAAUAAGAGCACCGCUGGCCAAGUGUGAGGGCAGCCCGGCCACAAGCUGAGCUCUGUUGUGCAACCGGAGCUGUUUUGUGUAGACCAGUCAGCCAGCAGCCGCAGCAGCACUCCAAGGCUACUGGUUUAAGGCACACAAUGAGAGUUAAAUAAUUCAAAACUGAAUGAAAAACAGUGAAAAAAGCCAUGCUGACAGGGUGAAACCAACUAUGUCCGAUUUGAUUUGUGUCAUUGUCUACUUUCCAGGGAAAUUCACAUCGACGUUAGCGUAGCGUUAUUGAGCAGAAAAGAAACAGACUCUGCGUAUAGACAAAACUAAACUACCUCAUUAAAUAUUACUCUUCUUCUUUUAUCCUGCAGUCUUCUUCUGGGUUUCAUGAGAGAUGAAGACGCUCCACUGUGGAAAGGCUACUUCUAUGCCACUCUGAUGUUCCUGCUGUCCUGUCUCCAGUCCCUCUUCAACCAUCAGUACAUGUAUACCUGCUUCACUGUGGGGAUGAGGGUGAAGACCGCCGUUAUGGGUUUAGUCUACAGGAAGGUGGGUGAAUCUGUAUCUAAUGGUGUUUAAACAGCUCGUCUGAAUCUGAAUCCAGAAGCAGAUUUCUGAUCAAAUGUCUCCUUGUUGUCAAUCCAGUCUCUGGUGAUAAACAGUGCUGCAAGGAGGACUUGCACUGUAGGUGAGAUCGUGAAUCUGGUCUCAGCCGACACUCAGAAGCUCAUGGACUUUGUGGUGUACUUCAACGCUGUCUGGCUGGCUCCGAUUGAAAUCGCUCUUUGCCUCUUCUUCCUCUGGCAGGUAUGUUAAGAAGCGCUCUUCUCGAUAUCACAGCUCAGCCAAACAGACCUUGACGCUGCUUUCUUCUCUUUUCUUUUUUUAACCAGCAUCUCGGCCCCUCCGCCUUAGCGGGGAUCGCCACCGUCAUCCUCAUUUUUCCACUCAACGGGAUCAUCGCAAAGAAAAGGAGCAAGCUGCAGGUACGAAGCUCUCAGAGGAGUCCUUUACACUUUCACUGACUCUCCAGUAGCCGCACAUCUGGCGUGUUCGGUCCGGGAUGCCACAGCUGGUUUAGAUAGUGGUCGAGGAGCCGUGUGGGUGUUUGGCCUGCGUGGUGCAUUCUCGCUUGUCCUUUUGAUGUCCGCCCCAUAUAACGUGCUUGAAAACAAUGAAAGGAAAGGGUGGGCAGUAGGAAGACAUCAUUUUUCAUUUCUUUGGAAAAACAACAGACAGUACUAUAAAUUUGGAUGCCAAUUUAAUCGAACUUAGUUCUGACUACAGUGACCACAUCCCGGGCCCUUUGUUGUUUCCUUGUCAUAAAAAAACACUGAAAUGUAACUAGCUAUAAAUUCCUUCAGGAUUAAAACAAGUUCCAUGAUGUAAAACAGGCUCAACAGCAGAUAAACUCAUGUCCACAACAGCCUGAAUCUGACUCAAAUGCUACUGUUUUCUACUUUUACAUGAAACACAUAAAAACAAAACAAUCCCAAUUUGUUUUUUAUAUGUUGCCAAGUAAAUUCUUUUCUCUGGUUGACAGGAGAUCCAAAUGAAGUUCAUGGACGGCCGCAUCAGACUGAUGAAUGAGAUUCUGAACGGGAUAAAGAUCCUGAAGUUCUACGCCUGGGAGAAAGCCUUCCUGGAGCAGGUUUUGGGUCACAGAGAAAAAGAGCUCAAAGCCCUGAAGAAGUCUCAGAUCCUUUAUUCGAUCUCCAUCGCAUCCUUCAACUCCUCCUCUUUCCUGGUGAGUUUACUAACAUGAGAAGAACUACCGCUUUGCAUCAGCCAACUCAAGUUCCAGGUGUCUUUAAAAAAGCUGAAAUACUUGAGCUCACAGACAGACAAGCUACACCACGGGGAUAGCAAGCAAAACACAUACACAAACAAGACUUUUGAAAGUUAUCUUAAACAUGUUAAUUAAAAAAAAAAACAUUACUUUUAACAAGAAAAGUGAGAUUAUUUUAUAGCUAGGGUAACCAUAUUCUGAAUCCCCAAAAAGAGGACACGACUACGGAAUCACAGAGUCGAGUUUUCCUGGUCGGGUCAGAGUUUUUUACGCACUUCUAACUCAGUAAGUCCACCUGACACAAACUCAAAACUUCCAUACAAAACCUCAGACAUUUGGAGGAUUUUAUAAACUCCCCCAGACAAAGCCAGACAAGGCCGAACAGCCCCCCAAAAAGAGGACAUCUCCGGGUAAAAGAGGAUGCAUGGUCACCCUAUUUGUAGCAUUUUAACAGAGCUUAUUAGCACAAUACUUACCACGGGGACAGCAUAGAGCAGACUGGACAAAUACAUACAUAUAAUAAGUUGAAAUAUGUACCUGGUAAGAACAGAGGCACAAUGAGGUCUCUCUAACAGGCAAUUAUGUAGCAAAAAGCUCCAACAUUGCUAAAAACAAAGAAACAAUGCUAGCAAGCAAAACACGUACACCGUGCGCCAAAAUGGCUAAAAACACAGUAAAAUUAUCACAUAAAAAUCGUACAAGAAUUUCGAAAGUUAUCUCAAACAUGUUAAAUAAAACAAAAUUACUUUUAAUGAGAUGUGAACUUAUUUCGUAGCAUUUUAAUGGAGCUUAUUCGCACACUACUUACCGCGGGGACAGCAUAGCGCAGACUGGCCAAGACGCACAGGCUACAUCAUCCAACUCUGCAAGAAGCCACCGCAGAGGGCGCUCACCUCACAUAGUCCCAACAGAUAUGAGUUAGGAUUCAUUGUACACAGCAUUGAACAGUGUUUAAACUAUUAAUAUAUUGAAAUAAUGACAGUGUAUGCCGAGUGACGACAAGUGGAAUCUUUAACUCCUCUACAUGUGCGAGCAACUUUUGGAGGCUGGGGAGCGGGUAUCGUGUUUCCAGAGUUCACCCUUAAUGUUCACAACAUGAAUAUUUGCUAAAUUUGCAAAUAACCACUAGACUGUCAAGUGUUGGACUCCAUGUGAGAAAGUUUAGGGGGGCAUGCUCAUGCCUGUACCAGUCCUACCAAGUCUGUUUUGAGAGUUUUUAUUUGUGUUUCAAUGAAAGUUUGAUCUCAAUCGUUCAGAUAGCCGCUGAGGUGGUGUGUGUCUGAACCAAUCAGCAGAACGAAAAAAACAAAAAACACAAAAUUGAAAUUAUAUCCUUGUGACCUGUUUUGAAAGACUUAAGACUUCAGUGGGGAUAAAUGGGCUUUGGGCUGGGUGCCACAGACAGGGCGGGGAUGAAGGCUCUCAGAGACAGACUAAUGCAUCUCUGAUGGUUUUUUGGUCUUUUCAUGGGAUAUUUAGACAAUUACAGAAAUUUAGAAAAACACCCACUUCAUACUUUCAAUUCUGCCUUUUAGAAUCACCAGUCGAAUGAGUUUGGCCCGCAGACGUAACAUUAAGAGAAUUAUUUUCGUCCCUUUUUAGAUUGCCUUUUCCAUGUUUGGCGUCUACGUGAUGCUGGAUGACAGGAAUGUCCUGGAUGCACAGAAGGUUUUUGUCUCCAUGGCGCUGAUUAACAUCCUGAAGACUCCACUCAGUCAGCUUCCAUUUGCUAUAAGCACCACGAUGCAGGUAGGCCACAUUUUAAUGAAAUACCCAUGAUUGCAUGGUGGCGUUUACUCUGUUUAUAAUGCCAGCUGGGAUAUAUAUUCACUGUCAUGUAUGGUGGAUAUAGGUCAGUUUACUAACCACCGACUCUGUUUCAGGCUGUGGUUUCACUGAGACGUCUGGGAAAGUACCUGUGCUCCGAGGAACUUAAAACAGACAACGUCUCAAAAGCUCCAUUGACUUCUGGUAAGAGCCCCACCUAUACAUAAACUAUUACAUAGAAUAAGUAAACUACUACGCUGUACAUUCAAAUACACCAAUUUCCAUAUUUUGUUACAUACUGCACACUGCCUGAAAUCACAGCCUGUCAUAAUCAAUAUAAUCUUCCCACAAGAUCUGUUGUUUAUAUCUGUGGAGUACCACAGCCUUGUAUGGAUCAUGUGCACUGUCACUUCCUGGGUCUUGGGCUGACUGGUAGACAGGGUAAUUAUAGGAUGUUUCCAUUUAGCGGUUGAACGUAAAUCACAGCAUGAAUUCAGACAUAUGAUUCAUAGAGGAAUAAAAAAAAUACUGCACUCUUCUGUCUGUAAUCUGUCAACACUUCCUAAGACAGCUUGUGAAAAAGCAAGAGCUCUGUAAUUUGUAUGAUUAAGCAAAUUCACUUGUAAUUACGCCCAGGCUGCGCUCUGACGACUAACUUCAAGGGGGAAUUUUGUUUGUUUGUCGCUCAGGUGGACCGAACAUGUGCCGUCUUCGGUUUGUAUUGCAGGUUUUGAUCAUUGCGCUCAAUCUUUCUCUUCUGUUUAGAUGGGGAGGACGUGGCAAUCGAAAACGGCACUUUCAGCUGGUCUGCAGAGGGCCCUCCAUGUCUUAAAAGGUAUGAUUAAUAAAACAGGUACAAUAUCCGCGAUAAAAACACAGGGAAACUUACAGAAAAUGCCCUUCUUCGUUGGCAGGAUCAAUGUCCAUGUGCCUCGAGGUUCGCUUGUUGCUGUGGUGGGACAUGUGGGCAGUGGAAAGUCUUCUUUGUUGUCGGCCAUGCUCGGUGAAACGGAGAAAAGGAAUGGCCGUGUUGCAGUCAAGGUACUGAGCUUUCGAUCAACAAGUCCGUUCUAUUCACAAAUGUGGGUUUCAUUUCAUAAAUACUGACUCUUUUCUCCUGACAUCUGUCCUCACAGGGCUCCGUGGCCUAUGUGCCCCAGCAGGCUUGGAUCCAGAACGCCACAGUCCAGGACAACAUCAUCUUUGGUCGUGAAAAGCUGAAGUCGUGGUACAACAGGGUGUUGGAGGCCUGUGCGCUGAUGCCCGACCUCGACAUCUUACCAGCUGGAGAUGCUACAGAAAUUGGAGAGAAGGUACAACACUGGGAGAGAGAAAGAGAUUAAAAUUUGAAUCUUGUCCUCAAAUCUAAAUACCGGUUUAAAGUAGACACUCAAACAUCUGUGUCCACGUAGGGUCUGAACCUCUCAGGUGGACAGAAGCAGAGAGUCAGCCUGGCCAGAGCUGUCUACAGAAAGGCUGAUGUUUACCUCCUGGAUGACCCGCUGUCUGCGGUCGAUGCACAUGUGGGUCAACACAUCUUCGACAAAGUCAUUGGACCUAAAGGAGUCCUCAGAGACAAGGUAAUAUUCAUAACAAAACCUGUGAGGUGUAAUUAAGUCUUACCCUCCAGCUGCAAAGAGCACCUAAACCACGGACAAGAAUGUGACCCGCACUUUAGUUAUCAUAAUAUGAAAACCGCCACGCUGCUGACUUCAGUGUUUUCAAGAAAGCCUCGGCUUAGCGCUGGAUUGUGCUUACAUCUUGUUUUUAUGACUUAUGUGGCUUGUUUUAUAGACCCGCAUCCUGGUGACCCAUGGGAUGAGCUUCCUGCCGCAGGCUGACCAUAUCCUGGUCCUGGUAGAUGGAGAAAUCACAGAGAGCGGCUCAUACCAGGAGCUCCUCAGCCGCCAUGGCGCCUUCGCAGACUUCAUCCACACCUUCGCCAACACUGAGAGGAAGGAGAGCGCCAUACAGAGAGGUGACUGUACAUCUCAGCGUUAGGUCUAAAACACAAAUCACUGUGUGCAGGAGUUUGUUGUACUGCUCAUCAAUCUGAAAACAGAAAAUCAAGAGUGUCCUUUUCACACACAGCUGGUUCCAGGCGGUCUAACGCUCGCCUCAGCAUGGUGGACUUCAUGCCCUUCUCCAGAGACCUGUCCCAGGAGCAGCUCAUUGGGUGGGUGAACAAACACAGAACUUGUCAAACUGUCAUGAAGAUGUCUGAAACCCUCCGAGCUUUCUUUACACAACUGACCUCUUGACUCUCAAAAUCCUCCAGGGGUGACACCACUAAUACCAACCUGCAAAAUAUGGAGCCUGUGUCUGAAACUGACCAAGAACAGGUACCAGAGGACCUGGGCAAACUGACUGAGGUUGACAAAGCUCGCACUGGGAGGGUGAGUCUGAAUAUAGCCUUUGAUUAAAGCUGUGAUGUUGGGAUAGUAGAUCUUCUGUAACAACAGCGGAUCACUUUGACUGUUUGUUGGCUGCUUCACAGAUGAUAAUCAACCAAUCGUGCGGCCCUCUGCGCUCUCUCGGGCAUUCACCUUCUUUUUUAAGCUCUGUCUAUGGUAUCUUAGCCGGCAGCAUUGCUGUUUUUGUUUACCGUCACCCUCUCAUUGCAUAUGAAGAGAACUAUACCACAUAGUCUGUGCCAACCACCAAACAGCAAAAACAACAGAAAAAGGCGAUGCACCACAGAGCAAAAUAUUUUCCUCGGGACUUUGUAAACAGAGCUCAUGAGAGGGAUCAGGGGACUUGAAAAUGAAGGGGGAGUAGGGCUGUAAUCAACCAAAGAAAUUUUGGUCGACUCAAACCCCGAAAUUUUUGACCAAAAUCGACUAAUCGUGGAAGGGGAGUUCCAACUCUGAUGGUAAACCCUUAUGCGGCGAGGGAUGACGCAGCUCAGUGGGGUGAAAAUAUACUGAUAUCAGCACAAGAGGGCAAUUAACACAAAUAUUAUAUUCAGCAAACCACCCGACGUUAAUUAACAUGGACGCUCUUCAAUCUUCUUGUCUCCAGCUGGUCUUCAUCAGGUUGGGCGAAUCCAAAUUGGUGAAAACAAAGGGGGGUGUUCUGAGACAGGCUAUUACCUGUGAAACAGGGGUGCUCUAAAAAAAAACACCCCCAUUAGCACUUGGUAUGUUCCUCCUGAUGAAAUUAACCAAAGACUGUAAAUUGACACGGAAAAAAAUCGAUUCGACCAAUCAGUCAAUUUUGGUCAACUCAGCGCCUAUUGACCAAUAAGUCGACCAAUCGAUUAGGACUUUACAGCCCUACGGUUGAGCAUCCACUUGAUAACUAGAAUUAAAAUAAGUUUUUUUUUUUCACUACAGGUGAGGUUGGCGAUGUACAAGAAAUACUUCAAGACCAUCGGCUUGGCCAUCAUCAUCCCCAUCGUCUUCCUGUAUGCUUUCCAACAAGGUGCUUCACUGGCCUACAACUACUGGCUCAGCAUGUGGGCUGACGAUCCCGUCAUUAAUGGUACCCAGAUCGAUACAGACCUGAAGCUGACCGUUUUUGGAGCACUUGGAUUUGUACAAGGUCAGUUGGCGCCGAUAAAUAAAAGGACAGUUUCACAAAAAUCCUCUCCCAGAAAAUAGACGCAACACUGAAUCCUCUUCAGAUCUGAUGGAUUAAACAUCUCUUUCCUUCUUUCAGGUAUCGCAAUUUUUGGCACCACUGUCGCCAUCUCCAUCUGCGGCAUCAUCGCCUCUCGUCACUUGCACAUGGACCUGCUGAACAACGUGCUGCGGUCUCCGAUGUCUUUCUUCGAGCGCACCCCGAGCGGAAACCUGCUCAACCGCUUCGCCAAAGAGAUCGACGCCAUCGACUGUAUGGUCCCCGAUGGUUUGAAAAUGAUGCUGAGCUACGUCUUCAAACUCAUGGAGGUCUGCAUCAUCGUACUGAUGGCUACACCUUUCGCUGCCGUGAUCAUCCUGCCCCUGGCUUUCCUUUACGCCUUCGUCCAGGUACGGUUUAUCCUCAUAGCGGUUUAACUCCACUCUGAUGACUUUUAUGGAGGCUUAGCUAGAGCUGGUAUUUCUUACACUGUGUUAGUGGAAAGCUCCCGGAUCCAAAACCAACUCUGCUGAUUUUGCUGUUCACUUGUGUUUUGUUCCCCCACCUGCUGACAUUGAUGUUACCCAAAUUCACUAUGAAUCAUGGGAAAGCCCUCGGCUCUCCCUGCUGGUUUCACUCACUUAAGCCGGUGUUUUACUUUUCCGCUGUGGGCUACAGAGCUUCUACGUCGCCACAUCCUGUCAGCUGCGGAGGCUGGAAGCUGUGAGCCGCUCGCCCAUCUACACCCACUUCAAUGAGACGGUGCAGGGCGCCAGCGUCAUCCGGGCCUUUGGCGAGCAGUCCCGGUUCAUUUUGCAGGCCAAUGAGAGGGUUGACUUCAAUCAGACUUCUUACUUCCCUCGAUUUGUGGCAACUCGGUGAGACGAUAUAUGAUUAUUAUGUGCUCAGAUUAUAUUUAUACUGAGUAGGACGGAUAUGGAUGAUUUACACUAAUAAGACCUACAAUAAUACCUUUUUGUGCAGUGUUUUAAAAAUACUUCAGUAAUCCAGAUACAUUCAGGAAGUUGUCAGCCCACAGCUAAAUGAAUGUGACGUCUAUAGGUGGCUGGCCGUCAAUCUGGAGUUUGUUGGGAAUGGCGUGGUCUUAGCUGCUGCCAUCCUCUCUGUGAUGGGAAGAAGCACCCUGAGCCCAGGCAUCGUCGGCUUAGCUGUGUCACACUCGCUUCAGGUAAGAGGUUCUGCCGACAAACACACACACACAGGUGCACUGGAGGUGUUUUAAUAUAGAGCAAAAAAUAAAGACACCACACACGGACAACCCAUGUUAUGAACAAAAUUGACCCUAAUACAUCACUAUUGUAGUGAUUUAAAAUGAGCCUCAUACGGCCGCACCAAAAUAAUACUUGGCGAUUGGAAUUUAUAAUAAAUGUCUGAAGAUUAAUAAUCUCAAAUUAUGACAUUUAUGCACUCGUUGAAAGGGGCACCACCCACCCUUAAUGGUGGGAAAAUAAAGAAAACAAAAGUUUAAUUCAGAAAUCAAACAUCAAGUCAGUUUUAAUUAAUCAGUCUCAUAUCUUAAGUCGAAAUUCUAAUUUCAGGGACUCCACUUCUGGAAGAACACUAACAGACAGGAACUUAGAAAAAUAAUGAUCUGUUUAUUACAGGAUAAAUGAUGGUACAACACACAUGCAAUAAAUGAUGAUAAGAUAAUGAAGAUAGAUAAUAAUAGGUGAAUAAAUAAAGAUUCUGAGUCAGGCUAGGAGCACUAAAGUUAAUGAUAGUGAGUGAAUAUGCGCUAACAUAUUAACCUACACUAACUUUGGUGUCGAGAUAAACUCGGGUGUAGAUUUGGAGGAAUCUAAGAUCACCAGAAUAAGAGGAUAUCUGAGUUGAACGCAGGAGACAGCACCAGCCCUCUUUAGAGCUCUGGAGGUUUGCAUACUUAAGUGAGACUGGUCCUUGGAGAAGAUGGAGCAGGUUCCGAAGGUCCGGGCUACUGGCGGUUCGAGCGGUUCAGCUCAGAAGACGACUGAAGUCAGCCGAAGGAUGAGCCCGGAGUUGCAGCACUCAGGCCCGAAGCAAAAACCAGCGCCUGUGGAUCCUGUGGAUGCUCGUUUGGGUACUUCUUUAGUCUCACUCAAAAACUCUGGCACAGAGGAUGACCUGGGCCUGUUGGAUUGCGUUCGGAGGUGACUUUGAAAUCACGCAGAAAACUCAGAAAAACGAGGCUCGAAGAGCAGAGAAAACUUUCAAAAAUGGCUUCGCGAAAUUAAAGAAAAUCAAUCAAAGGCUUAAUCUUGAAUUACUAUGUGCACAAAAAGUUGAAGUUUCAAAACUUGAACUAAGACGAUGUUAAAGAAAAAUCAACGUGAAUCAACACGUGGCGUAAAACUUAGAAGACUAAGAAAAAGUUCUAAGAGAAAACAAAGAAACGCACCACAGAAGGGUGUGGACAGAAGAGAAGGGGCAUAAGAGCCGGGGACAGGAGAGUCAGCAGAAGAGCAGAAGCAUAAGAGAGAGAAGAGGCAUAAGCGAGAAUAAGCGAGUGAGCAACCCCACUUCACUGGUUUUAUCUUCUCACACUGGGUGUGUCUGAGGAGAAAGAGGAGGGGUCAUCGGGUCUCUGAUUAUUUGAUCUAACUUAUUCUUUUGGCUGGUAAAAGAGUCAGAUCUGAUACUCACUCACUAUGAUUAAUAUCAUUGAAUGCUUGGUUUCAUGAUAAAUAAUUUGAUACUAAACACAUAUGAAUGAAGUGUAGGAUCACAUCAAACAUUCUCAUUAUGUUUUAAGUAUCACAUUGAACAUGCUAAAUUACUCUGAAAUGAAACAGAUAGUAACACAUAGAAACUGUGAACAACAAAAGAGUAAACACAUGUGAAUGAACGUCAUCAUGAUUAAUAAUGGAUUCUAAAUACUCACAUUCAGAUUAUUCAGUGACAUUAUAACCACCUAAUGGUUAAGAUACUAAAUAAAUAACUAAAAUAUAAACCAAACAUUUCUAAACUAUUUCUGUUACUUAGAGUAAACUUAGGAUUCAUAGUCAAUAAAUUUAACUCUUAAAAGUUCAUGAAACAGUCUGAAAAGCUGUUGGUCUAAAGAACUAAAGAAUAAGGAUUUAUUCUGUCAGAUAAGAUAACUUGGCUUCUGAAGCACAUAGAAAAACGGGAAACAUCUCAUUUUAACACAAAUUUCAUGAUUAGACAGAUUAGUACAUUGCUGAAUGCAUAAGAUGUCAUGAUCAGUCAUUUGUAUUCUUUCACCAAAGGAAUGCAGUCUUUAUCAGUGUAUGGUCGAGCAGGGUUUUACGACCGAGGUCUGGAGGUCAGUGUCCCCCCUUAUCCUGGGGUCCGUAUGUUCACACACUUUAAGACGCUUAAUCUCAAAUGGGAGAUCUGGGUUAAGGUUAAUGUUUAUUUAGAUGGUCAGCAAAUGGAGUCAGUUUGAAAGGUAAUAAAAACUCUGUCUCUGUUCGCCGAACUGACCAAUCCUGAAGAGUCAGAGGUUUAGUCAACCUCCGGUUGGGUCACUUAUUUAACCUGAAAGGGCAAACACGUCUGGAAAGAUUUAUAUCCUGUUUCCUGGGACCAGAUAAGGAAACUUUCCUGUAAGGAAUGUGUGGGUUUCACAUCCAGGGUUGUCUUGAUUGCUACAGUCCCCCCUUCGUCACGGUGGUCCUGUCCAUGGAGCAUCGGGACGACGAGUAGACAACCAUGAAGCAGCAGCAGGUGUAUGCAAAUAGGACUGAUGCGUCUCGUCAUCACUAUGUGAAUCACUAGUACUGCUUUGAGAUAAAAUUAAGCAUGCAUUAAGCUAUCAAAUAAAAUAGUCUUGUUGUUAGACUUUUCUCAGUUAACUAUUGGUAGACUAAUGUGAAAGAAAAUCUCCUAAUUUUCAGUAUUAAUGAGAUUUAGAAAAGCACUCUUUAGUCUGAAUGCUAACUGGAUCUAAAGCUAUAGCUGUUUUUCAUGCUUGCUGGAGAAGUCUGAAAGUUCAAUUUCAGUUUCAAAAAUGGUUAAGACUUAGGUGGAAAAGAAAUGUCUGCUAUAGACAUAUUAACCAUCUGUGUAUGAGCAUAGUCAACCUGAAUCACAAACAUCAAAAGUUUACUGCACAGAGUUUCUCUUAAACUUUGUCUGUUAAACUUGGGGAUGAUGCUCUUAUCGGUUUGACUAAUUAUCUGCUGUUGAGUCUGAAAUUUGUCAAUCUGAGUCUUAAUGACAGAAAUUUCAGCUUUUAAUCUGUUGAUGAGAUAUUUGACAGCUGACAAGCUGACCAUAUUGACAGAGGAGAGACAAAUGCUAACAAAGAAAGCAGCAACUGGGGUUGCAGUCAUCAAUGUAUCACCACAGCAUUUGGAUAUCUUAUUGGAGUCAUUUAGCUUUGGCUGGGUGACUUCUGCUUUCGCAGGACUCACACCUUCAUGACUCCGCAGUGUUAAUCUCAGUGGUUAGCUGAGUAGUCAUGUUUAUUCACCUUCAAAGUGGAUGAAACCGAUUGAGGUGGAUAAUAAGAUCGUCGUUUCUGAGAGUGUGAUUUACUCUGAUUCUGCCAGUCAUUCACCCCCCUUUGGCGGUGUUGAUGGUUUUUCCUUUGUCUGGGAUAAAACCCACCAUGACUGGAGUCUGAAUAACAACAGUUGGUCUCAAAGUUUACCUGGCAUUGGUCUGUGUCAGACCUGGGCCUUGGUAUGUAACUUUGACCUUUGUGAGUUUGUUGAGGUCGAAAAGGUUUUGGAGGCCUGGUUAACCACUCAUUUGGAGGCUUAUCGGAGCCUGAAAAUACACAGUCUGAAGCUUCGUUCAGCUCCAUGGGCAGUGAUUUUGUCCCCAUAGCCAAGAGAGUAACGGGCUCUGCUUUCUUAGCCAAAGUUUGUCGUUGUUUGGCAAAACCUUUUACAGCAAGUUCACGAAGCUGUCGGCUAGUCAAAGUGUUUGGACAAGCUAAGACGCCAAGGUGAUGACUGGUGGUAGGGUGGAGGUUCUGGACGAACAGCGUUUUGAAGUUCAAGUCCUCCUCCAUUUCUGGUUCAUUUCGGAAACCAAAGUAAGCUUCGCGUAAGCGGUUGUAAUACUGUUGGGGAGGUUCUGAUCUCCCUUGUUUAAUAGACAGAGCAGCAGAGAGGCCUGUCUGGGUCAAAUAGUCAGAAAACUCUUCAAUUAAUGCUUGGCAGAGCAAGUCAUAAUUAUUUCUGACAUGAUAAGGCUGUCGUUCAAGGAAACUGCUAACCUCUCGACUUGACGUCGCCUUAAUAAGGUAGAUUUUGUCAUCAACGAUUGCACCUGGAAAUUUCCUCAGGUAAAAGUCAAUGUCUUUCAAGUAGGUGCAGGUGUCAGUAGCACCUUGGUGCUCAGGUUCAAAGCGUGCUAUGAUGCGAGCAAUUUUGUCAAGAUCCCUAUCUGAGGGAAAUGGUAAGAAGCCAUCAUGGGGAGGAGAGUAGGACUCUUGGUUUAAGGAUGACCUCUCAGGGUCAAGCAGGGUCCUGUCAUGAUGCUGAGAGAGAUACUUAAGAGUUGGUUUGGAAGGAAGUGAUGGCGCUCUCUCAGGAGGCUGAUCACCUAUCAUUUCUUCAAGAAAAGUUUGCUCCAUGCGUUCUCUUUGGGCUCGACCCGACUGGAGGGAGCAUUGUAACUCUCUUUGGGCAUCUUCAAGUUCUUUGUCUGUCUUUUCUUGCCGUUCUUGACAAAGAAUUAACUGUCUUUGAGCUAUCUGGAGCUGGUGCUGUAAGGUAGAAGUUUGCUUCUCCUUAACUUCAAGAGCUUCAACACGCACUUUGACCAGUGCUUUCAAAGCUUUUACAUCUUCUGUUGCUUGCUCUAGUAGGGAUUCUGACUGUAUCAGAUCCUCUGUGGUCUUAGCAAGCUGCUUAUUCGUGUCAUCAAGUUCUUUCUCCUUUUUAUAAAGGGUUUCAUUAAGUCUUUCAAUCUUGUCUUUGAGAUCAAGAUUUUCUUCAUGACUUAUCAGUGAGGGAAGCUUUGACGCUUCACAUCUGACACUGUGUUUUCCUAAAACACUUAGAGACUUCUUAGUCUCUUCUAGCGUCUUUUUCAGAGCGCUGUUUUCGUCUUUUUGCGCCUUUAUCUUUGCUAAAGCGCCUUCCAGCAAGUAGUCUUUAUACUCAAGCUGAGAAGACAUCAUGACAGACAUGCAUCUAGUGAGCUCUUUGUCACGAAGUGUCGUGGUUAAGGCUAUUUCCAGUAAGUCAGCCAUUGCAUCCUCCGGACUGGAGGGUUUGGCCUUUUGAAUCUUAGUCAUGUACUGGGGUAUCAGCUGACUAGUUAAAUUUGCUAACACUGUGUGUAUGUCCCUCAGGGGGUCUCCCUGGCUGGACUCUUUUGUGUUAGGCAUGUUUGGUUUUGGUAAAGAGGUGCAGCUGGUUGGUUGAUGAGUUUGAAUUGACUUAAAAUGAAAGGAAGAAGCAAAAUAUCAAAUUAAGUGGGUUAAUCGACUUAAUUUAUCAGUGCUUGAUAAAGAGGAAGAGCCUAUCUGAGUAGAUCUCUAAUGGAGAGAAAAAUAACAUAAAGUUAAAUUCAUUUCAAUGAAAAUUGAAAGAAAAACAAGGUGAAAUAAUGUUAAAUUAAAUUUAACAUCAGAUACAGAACCAUUGAAUAAAGGGUUCAAUUUGUCUCCGUGUUGCAGAGAUCAGCAAAGCUUAAAUAAACUGCCUGAUGCAGUUGGAUGAAUUUGAAAAAUCAAUGAAAUUGUCAAUUUAAGGAAUUAACUCUGAAAUUAAUUCACAAAUUGCAAUAAAUCCAAAGGCUCGAAUACCAAAUCUAUCUGGAAUGUUAAAAGAAAUUUCAAAUAUUAAUUAAUUUGUUCAUUAAUUAAUUAAUCUUAUGAGGAGGGUUAAUACAUUCAUGUAUUAUAGGGAACAGUAAAACUGCUCAAUGGUGUGAUAAGUAACAACAAGAUCAGGUGAUUGAUUCAAGGAGUUACUUCAUCAAUACAUUAUGGAGGCUCUUAUAACAAAGAUAAAAAUCAAAAAUCAAUGAUCAAUGAUUUAGAAUAAGCACAUCAAACUUCAUCAACCAAGUCAAUCACUUGAAUUAUGUCUGUAGAGUGUUACACACUGACUACAGAGAGGCAGUACAGCUGGCUGAUACUGCAGGCAGAUAAGUGUUAGCUCAAUACCAAAAGCAACCAUGUGGGGCAGUAUGGAGUUGGGAGAACUGCACAAGCUCAACACUAGUGGAGAAGAAGAAGAAAAGAGGAAACAGUCAUCCAACUAGCCUCUUGUGGCUGUGAGGAGUUGGGAAGUCUGCAGGAAGGGGCCUUUAGGCUCUGCCUCCUCGAAGGGCCUUAUCUGCUUAAGGCCAAAAGGUCAGUCUCUCCACUGACAACAAAGGGUUAACAUUUCACAGCAGGCUGCGUCUGCACCCUCAAACAUAGAGCUUUACACCAUCUGCUCAAGCAGAUCGGUUCAAUAAAAUCAUUUACAGGAACAAGAAUCAAAGUGACAAAUCCUUAAACAGCAGAUUCAACUGCAAACUUAAAAUCACAAAUGCGGCGAUUUGUGAACACAAAUUUUGUCUGAAUUCAAUCAAACCCCAACCUCCCACUGUUACAGUGGUUUCCUGUGACAGAUAGCUUAUCUGUCAGGGGAAAGGAGGAAAUCUAAAUCCCAUAUAGUUACUAGAACUUCAUAGCAGACUAUAGCGGCAAGAAUCAAAGUGACAAAUCCCUCAAUAGCAGAUUCAACUGCAAACUUAAAAAUCACAAAUGCGGCAAUUUGUGAACACAAAUUUUGUCUGAAUUCGAUCAAACAACAACCUCCCACUGUUACAGUGGUUUCCUGUGACAGAUAGCUAAUCUGUCAGGGGAAAGGAGGAAAUCUGAAUCCCAUAUAGUAACUAGAACCUCGUAGCAGACUAUAGAGACUUCAGGGGCUUGAAACCACAGCUCGGAGCAUCGCGAACACUGGGUUCAGCCAAAGGCCUUAAAUACAAGCGUACGGCGACGCAACAAUCGUGCACUUAAAUAUUGGACAGUCUAGACAGAGCAGAAGAAGCAGUCUCACUGCUACUCAGAACAACAUUUCACGCUGUCCAGCUCAAACACAGACUACAGGCAUGUAGUACAAAAGUGUGUGAAACACAGAGCAUAAAGGUUUUAUGCAUAGAUCAGGAAAACAUCAGAACUUAGUCAAGCAACUUCAGCAAGCAUAGCAUUGAUUGUGAUUAAGUCUAAAAUAGCCUGGAAAUAAGUUUCUCGCAUCAAUUUGGAAGGCUAAGUUUAAGGUUGUCUGUUAGUAUCCAGAAGUUUUGUUUGAAACGCCUCACACGGGGCACCAAAAUAUAUGUAGUGAUUUGAAAUGAGCCUCAUACGGCCGCACCAAAAUAAUACUUGGCGAUUGGAAUUUAUAAUAAAUGUCUGAAGAUUAAUAAUCUCAAAUUAUGACAUUUAUGCACUCGUUGAAAGGGGCACCACCCACCCUUAAUGGUGGGAAAAUAAAGAAAACAAAAGUUUAAUUCAGAAAUCAAACAUCAAGUCAGUUUUAAUUAAUCAGUCUCAUAUCUUAAGUCGAAAUUCUAAUUUCAGGGACUCCACUUCUGGAAGAACACUAACAGACAGGAACUUAGAAAAAUAAUGAUCUGUUUAUUACAGGAUAAAUGAUGGUACAACACACAUGCAAUAAAUGAUGAUAAGAUAAUGAAGAUAGAUAAUAAUAGGUGAAUAAAUAAAGAUUCUGAGUCAGGCUAGGAGCACUAAAGUUAAUGAUAGUGAGUGAAUAUGCGCUAACAUAUUAACCUACACUAACUUUGGUGUCGAGAUAAACUCGGGUGUAGAUUUGGAGGAAUCUAAGAUCACCAGAAUAAGAGGAUAUCUGAGUUGAACGCAGGAGACAGCACCAGCCCUCUUUAGAGCUCUGGAGGUUUGCAUACUUAAGUGAGACUGGUCCUUGGAGAAGAUGGAGCAGGUUCCGAAGGUCCGGGCUACUGGCGGUUCGAGCGGUUCAGCUCAGAAGACGACUGAAGUCAGCCGAAGGAUGAGCCCGGAGUUGCAGCACUCAGGCCCGAAGCAAAAACCAGCGCCUGUGGAUCCUGUGGAUGCUCGUUUGGGUACUUCUUUAGUCUCACUCAAAAACUCUGGCACAGAGGAUGACCUGGGCCUGUUGGAUUGCGUUCGGAGGUGACUUUGAAAUCACGCAGAAAACUCAGAAAAACGAGGCUCGAAGAGCAGAGAAAACUUUCAAAAAUGGCUUCGCGAAAUUAAAGAAAAUCAAUCAAAGGCUUAAUCUUGAAUUACUAUGUGCACAAAAAGUUGAAGUUUCAAAACUUGAACUAAGACGAUGUUAAAGAAAAAUCAACGUGAAUCAACACGUGGCGUAAAACUUAGAAGACUAAGAAAAAGUUCUAAGAGAAAACAAAGAAACGCACCACAGAAGGGUGUGGACAGAAGAGAAGGGGCAUAAGAGCCGGGGACAGGAGAGUCAGCAGAAGAGCAGAAGCAUAAGAGAGAGAAGAGGCAUAAGCGAGAAUAAGCGAGUGAGCAACCCCACUUCACUGGUUUUAUCUUCUCACACUGGGUGUGUCUGAGGAGAAAGAGGAGGGGUCAUCGGGUCUCUGAUUAUUUGAUCUAACUUAUUCUUUUGGCUGGUAAAAGAGUCAGAUCUGAUACUCACUCACUAUGAUUAAUAUCAUUGAAUGCUUGGUUUCAUGAUAAAUAAUUUGAUACUAAACACAUAUGAAUGAAGUGUAGGAUCACAUCAAACAUUCUCAUUAUGUUUUAAGUAUCACAUUGAACAUGCUAAAUUACUCUGAAAUGAAACAGAUAGUAACACAUAGAAACUGUGAACAACAAAAGAGUAAACACAUGUGAAUGAACGUCAUCAUGAUUAAUAAUGGAUUCUAAAUACUCACAUUCAGAUUAUUCAGUGACAUUAUAACCACCUAAUGGUUAAGAUACUAAAUAAAUAACUAAAAUAUAAACCAAACAUUUCUAAACUAUUUCUGUUACUUAGAGUAAACUUAGGAUUCAUAGUCAAUAAAUUUAACUCUUAAAAGUUCAUGAAACAGUCUGAAAAGCUGUUGGUCUAAAGAACUAAAGAAUAAGGAUUUAUUCUGUCAGAUAAGAUAACUUGGCUUCUGAAGCACAUAGAAAAACGGGAAACAUCUCAUUUUAACACAAAUUUCAUGAUUAGACAGAUUAGUACAUUGCUGAAUGCAUAAGAUGUCAUGAUCAGUCAUUUGUAUUCUUUCACCAAAGGAAUGCAGUCUUUAUCAGUGUAUGGUCGAGCAGGGUUUUACGACCGAGGUCUGGAGGUCAGUGUCCCCCCUUAUCCUGGGGUCCGUAUGUUCACACACUUUAAGACGCUUAAUCUCAAAUGGGAGAUCUGGGUUAAGGUUAAUGUUUAUUUAGAUGGUCAGCAAAUGGAGUCAGUUUGAAAGGUAAUAAAAACUCUGUCUCUGUUCGCCGAACUGACCAAUCCUGAAGAGUCAGAGGUUUAGUCAACCUCCGGUUGGGUCACUUAUUUAACCUGAAAGGGCAAACACGUCUGGAAAGAUUUAUAUCCUGUUUCCUGGGACCAGAUAAGGAAACUUUCCUGUAAGGAAUGUGUGGGUUUCACAUCCAGGGUUGUCUUGAUUGCUACACUAUUGUGGAACAUGUAUGCAGGGCUUCUGGAGCUGUCCAAGAAUAUCAAAGUUCUGGUCAUGUGAAUCUAAGGAAGUGACAGCAAGAUUCAAAAACAAGAUAUAUACAGAUCCAGGCCAGUUUCUAUUGGGGCUGCCACCUACAGAUAGAGUUAUGGAUGUGAGAAGAUCAAAAUAACUUAAUAAACUAGGGCUGGGCGAUACACUGAAAAUUUACGAAAACCAAAAUUUACGACAACAACCGAAGUCAUUUUGCAUAUGUCUAUAUUUGGUGUCACAUAAAUAAAUAAAUAAAAGUUAGUUUUAGAUGUGUGUAGGUAGGCUAUGGCCUUAUGUCCCUUUAAGAUGUUGUACUACGUCAGAGACGUGACUCCACCCCAUCCAGUCCGUUAACAAAGAGGGAAAGACAGAUGAGGAGAUGGAGGACGGUUCAAAAGUUGUAGCGGCUGAAGUAGACAAAGUUAAUGUAGGAGGGGGUGAGCAGCUUGUGGAGUAGUUAUCAUCCAUUUAUCGUUAUUGAGGUGAACUGCUCAAUUUAUCGUGAUAUUGAUUUGAGGCCAUAUCGCCCAGCCCUGUUAGAGAAUGUAUACUAUUUAAUUGGACUAGCGAGAAACCUCCCACUGUAACUCAGUGGUACGAAGAAGUUUUUAGAGUUUUACCGCUGGAAAGGCUAAGUGCCAAAUUAAAAGGGAAUCAUGAUAUUUUUAUGGACACAUGGCGGCCCCUUAUGGAUUACUUGCCUGAAGGUCUAAGUAAAAUCAUCCAGAGGGGAGACAGUGGUUUAGAAUGUCCCAGACUGAGCUGACUGUUGAUAAGAAAUGCUUUUUAUUAAGUACAAGGACACAUAUUUCAUUAUUUGAUGAUACGUUGUUGUGUUGUUGUUUCUCUCCUUCUCUUGUCAUUUUCUACCUUAUUUGAAUUUUGCCUAUUAAUUAUUGUUCCCUAGAUCAGACCACUGCUUAACGAUGUAUGCUUCUAUGUUAAUUCUGAAAAUAAAAUAAAAUAAAAUAUGAUUAUUAAAAAAAAAAACACUUGAGUUGUACACUAAGAUUAAACAACUGCACAGCAAGUUAGCAAAUAAGAUAAAAAUAAACCUCAUUGUGUUUGAUUUUACAGGUGACUGGAAUCCUGAGUUGGAUUGUGAGAUCAUGGACUGAUGUGGAAAACAAUAUUGUGUCUGUGGAGAGAGUCAGCGAGUAUGCUGAGACAGCGAAAGAGGUCAGUAUUCACAACAACAACACCUAUGUGCACAAACGCAUGCAGAGUUUUACUGCUGGACUUCUCCAAAAUGCACUGCAGCAGAAACACAUCACUGCAGUGUUCACCAAAUAUAACUGCGUCAAACAAGAGGGCCUUUGUUGUUCUCCGCUCACACUGUUUCUGUCUCAUCCAGGCCAGUUGGAGUAUCGAGGGCAGCUCCCUGCCCCCAGCCUGGCCCCAGAGUGGCACUCUAGAGUUUCAGGACUACGGGCUGCAGUACCGUAAAGGCCUUGAGUUGGCUCUGAAGGGCAUUACCCUGCAGAUUCAUGAAAGAGAGAGAGUGAGUCAGAAGCAGUUUGCUGUCUCUGCUUGAUUUAAUCCUGGAUCACAGAAAUUUGUCUGAAUUGUGGAAAUGCUGUAUACAGUAUCUGACUGAAAACCUCUUUUCCAGGUUGGAAUUGUGGGUCGGACCGGAGCAGGGAAGUCUUCACUUGCACUGGGAAUCUUCAGGAUCUUAGAGGCAGCCAAGGGAAAGAUCUUUAUCGAUGGAGUCAACAUCGCAGACAUUGGACUCCACGACCUUAGAUCUCGCAUUACAAUCAUUCCUCAGGUACGACAGUGAGAGUAUCGGAAACUGAGCCCUGGACUUUGUCACAUAAACUGUUUUGAAGAGUUGUACUCUGUAUCCAACGUAGACUUGGACACUUAGAUCAUCAUGUGAUAAAAAUGGACUGUUUUGUCAUGGAAAAUGUCCUUCCCUCUCCCCCAGGACCCUGUGCUGUUCUCAGGCUCCCUCCGCAUGAACCUUGACCCCUUUGACACCUACACUGAUGAGGAGGUGUGGCGUUCACUGGAGCUUGCUCAUCUCAAAAACUUUGUGUCGAAUCUCCCUGACAAACUCAACCAUGAAUGCUCAGAGGGCGGAGAAAACCUCAGGUACACGAACACACGGAUAAAACCGCUCACUAUUGUUCCACCUCGUCGGUCACUCAAAUAUUAUCACAGUGAAUGCACAGACUGAAUAUAACGUAUGAUUGCAUCGCUGUCUCUCCAAAUCUUUGUCUGAGCAGUCUGGGUCAGCGACAGCUGGUGUGCCUGGCCAGGGCCUUGCUGCGGAAAACCAAGAUCUUGGUUUUGGAUGAGGCGACGGCUGCUGUGGACCUGGAGACAGACACGCUCAUCCAGUCAACAAUCCGCACUCAGUUUGAAGACUGCACAGUCCUGACCAUUGCUCACCGCCUGAACACCAUCAUGGACUACACCAGGUAUAUGACAAUUCAAGGAAAUAAUGAAUGAGAGUGAACAUUUAAAGUUAUUAAUCGAGUAAAAUACCAAAGAUGUAAUGGCCGUUACUCUUAAAAUGUAAGGACCUACGACUUGUGGCGAGAUAUGAACCAGCUGAAAUAAACGAACUGGUUGUGGUUUUAAUAAUGAAUCUGAAACCUGACCUGUGCUGUUUCUCGUUGCUUCACAGAGUGAUUGUCAUGGAUAGAGGCCAUAUUUCUGAAAUGGACUCUCCAUCCAACCUCAUCGCCCAGCGGGGACAGUUCUACCGGAUGUGCCGGGAAGCUGGGCUGGUCUAGGCCACCGUUGCACGUCUUACCUUUGGAGCAAGUG
Xyrichtys novacula (pearly razorfish) is the source of this 37363-nucleotide messenger RNA. The record is from the annotation of a GenBank genome assembly. NCBI's taxonomy places the organism in Eukaryota, Metazoa, Chordata, Actinopteri, Labriformes, Labridae.